UAAAUAGUCGCGCUCGUAAUCGAUAACGCCGCCACUAUCGAUUUAUAUCAUUCAUCAGUUUUGUCGACUGUGAGGCGGAAAAUAAAGAUACGUUACUAUAUGUCAUUCAAUUGCAGUUAGUCCAUUUUUCUCAAUAAACAAUAUCUAAUAAUAAUUAAUGAUAAUUAUUCUAAGAACAUGACUAAGGGAGUGAGUUAUUUUGUGCGUAAUGAUUGCAAUCAAAAUCAAUAUCAAAAUUUAAGUAACGAAUGCACGCACCAAAAUACACCGACAACAAUAACAACUACAACAAAAUCACGGAUUAUCAUUAACUUGAUUGUAUUCAGUAUUAUAUCAGCACUUUUGUUCCUUUUUCCAUUUUGGAAUUUCCUUCACUAUGACGGAGAAAAUAUUUCUGUAUUUUCUUUUAAUACGGAAAAAACACUUUUUCGAACUUCUGAUAGAUUUUUAUCCUUCGGACUUGAUACCUCCUUGUUGAGGAAUAUGAAAGAACUCCCCUUAAUGGAUGAAAGGUUUAUUAAUUUGGCGCGACAUUUGAAACCUGCGUUUGUUAGAGUUGGAGGAACAUCCGCGGAUUGUUUAUUUUUUAAUAAGACUCUUACAACAUCUGCACAAAUAAUAAGUCCCUUUGAUGGUCAAGAUAUUAGUAAUUUUACUAUUACUGAUAAAGAUUUUGAAUCGUUAUACAAAUUUGCAAUAGAAUCUGAAUUAAAGAUGCUUUUUGAUUUGAACGUAUUAAUCAGAUAUCCGAAUGGUUCGUGGGAUGAUACUAAUGCUCAAGAUAUUAUUUCAUUUGCGAAACUAUCUAAUAUGGAUCUAGAUUGGCAAUUAGGAAACGAACCGAAUUCAUUUUACCAUGUAUUUAAUAGAAUGAUAACAGCUGAGCAAUUAGCAAAAGAUUACUUUCAACUCCGCAAUCUAUUAAAUCAAUUAGGUUUCCAAAAAAGCUUGCUCGUUGGGCCAGAAGUAAAUCAUAUUGAUGAUUCAAACAAAGGACAAUCUUAUGCAGAAAUAUUUAUGAAAAAUGAUAAAGAUAGUAUUAAUUAUGUUACUUGGCAUCAAUAUUAUCUUAAUGGACGAGAAGCUGAAGUUAAGGAUUUCAUAAAUCCUUUAACUUUCUACUAUUUGCCAGUGCAAAUUGAAAGCAUGUUGAAUACUAUUAAACAAUCAAAAAAAUCUAUUUCCAUGUGGUUGUCUGAAACUAGUUCAGCAUUUGGUGGUGGAGCUCCAGGCCUUUCGGAUAGAUACGUCGCAGGAUUUUUAUGGUUGGAUAAAUUAGGGUACAGUGCUAAAACAGGUGUAAACGUUGUUAUAAGACAAUCCUUAUUUGGUGGAAAUUAUGCUAUGAUCGGGCCAGAUCUUUUACCUAAUCCAGAUUGGUGGAUUAGUGUAAUAUACAAACAACUUGUAUCAGAUAAAGUAUUAGAAGUAACUUCACCUACACCUUUCAAAUAUGUCAGAAUUUAUGCUCAUUGUACUCCAAAAAUAUCUUUGAUUAAUCGUGUUACUGCAAUUACUAUAUUUGGAAUGAAUCUAAAUAAAUCUCCAUCUAAAAUAAUGAUUCAAGGAAUCUUUCAUAAAUUAAAUAAAAAUGCAAAAAUAUUUUUAUACAAUAUUACGUCUGAUCUUCUAACUUCAAGAAACCUAUUUCUGAAUGGAGAAAUAUUGAAACUAGAAAGCGAUGGUAAAUUACCACCUUUCAAACCUAUCAUUUUGAACCCUACACAAUUUAUUACUUUACCACCAUUUUCAAUAGUAUUUAUGGUAAUUCAUGAUAUUGAUGCUCCUGCAUGUAUUUCAUAAUAUGACGAUAUAACGAUUUUAUUUAAUAUUAUUACUAUUAUUAUUAUUACUAUUAUAUUUAUAUAUUACAUUUUUCUAAUGAAAUAAACAUUUAUGACAAAUAAUAUUAUACGAAUGAACAACAUUUUAUACUCAAAUACUUUGUAGAAGCUAUUAAGAGAAUUUUUUUUUAAAUUAAAAAUUUCAAUAAAACAUUUGUGAUCUAUUGUAAGACAUGCGUUAAGAAUAUUUCAUCUUGUGAAAUGUAUAUAUCUGGAUAUAUUAAA
Messenger RNA from Polistes canadensis, 2069 nucleotides. RefSeq names its product heparanase-like. The transcript is spliced from 6 exons. Lineage: Eukaryota; Metazoa; Arthropoda; Insecta; Hymenoptera; Vespidae. Gene Ontology annotation, molecular function: hydrolase activity, acting on glycosyl bonds. Gene Ontology annotation, cellular component: membrane; extracellular matrix. The record is from RefSeq and is a predicted model, not a curated record. The coding region runs from base 178 to 1803 and encodes 541 amino acids.